Molecule: messenger RNA, 1050 nt
Organism: Juglans regia (Persian walnut)
Lineage: Eukaryota; Viridiplantae; Streptophyta; Magnoliopsida; Fagales; Juglandaceae
Exons: 3
Coding region: 1-1050 (349 amino acids)
Biological process (GO): mRNA transcription; response to light stimulus
Cellular component (GO): nucleus
Source: RefSeq, a predicted model, not a curated record
AUGACUGGAAUCUUGAAAAGUACGUACAAGAAAGGUGGAGAAAAACUUGGUGCAGUUACUGGGAAAAUUGGACAGUUAUUGGCAACCGCUGAAACAAGAGGAGAGGAACAGCUGGAGAAGAACAUGGAAAAGAAUUUUGAAAACCACUGGAAGAUGGAUAAGGUUGGUGAGAUUACUAAGUGUUUUGUACGGGUCAGAGUCAAUUGUGAGGAAGCAAAUAACAACUUCUACGUCGUUAUAGACAAAGCUCCCAAUGUGCUCUCAGAUGAAAGACAACAGACUCAAGGGAAGUGGAAAAAAUUAGCAAGAGGAAAGGGGAAGCAAAAACUAUUCAACAUGCAUUAUUGGACUUGUCUUGCAGCCAGUGAUGUAUGGGUAGAAGAAGAAAGUAUUGUUCAAAAAUGGAGUUAUAGUUAUGAAGAUUUCUGCACAAUAUGGGAAAUGAUGCAACAACAGUUUCAUAUAGCAAAACUUGAAGAGAUUCUUCAUUCUGCAUUAACAAUCACCAGGACGAUGUCCGACAAUAAAUAUUUUGCAGAAGGAUCUUCAAGUUUUUCUAACGUCGUUCAUCAAACCCAGCAACAAACAACACCAAGCCGUUAUGAGUCACAGAAAAGAAGGGAUUGGACCAACUUUGGCCAUUACCUCAAGAACCAAAGGCCCCCAGUUCCACUCUCCCAGUGCGAUUGCAGUCAUGUAUUGAGUUAUCUCCGCUAUCUUGACCAAUUUGGAAAGACUAAAGUUCACCACCAAGGAUGUAUAUUUUAUGGACAGUCGGAGCCUAGUCCUGCACCUUGCAUUUGCCCACUUAGACAAGCUUGGGGUAGCCUUGAUGCUCUUAUUGGGAGGCUUAGAGCUGCUUAUGAAGAGAAUGGAGGUUCACACGAGGCAAAUCCUUUUGCUAGCGGUGAAAUUCGAGUUUAUCUUCGAGAGAUAAGAGAGUUUCAAGCUAAAGCAAGGGGGUUGCCGAAUAAGAAGAAAAAGAAGAAGACUAUUAAUCAAAGUGUGGGAAGCGAAGAACCAAGUUCUACUGUGCACUUCACAGUUUAA